UGCAAAUAUCCCGCCGGCGACUUUCUUUGUCAUUGUGAGGUUUUGCUAGGGAGUACAAACAGAAUAGGCAUAUACUAAUCAGUAUGUUCAUACUUAUUCUAUUGAUUCUUGUGAUUAUAAUCCCGCUGGCCACAAUCGGGUAUAGGCCGAGAAGAGGUUGCCGGGGUGCACCCACUGUUCCCUUUUACAUAUCGUUCUAUGAGGCGUGGCAAGGGACUGGGCAGGUGACAUUUUACAACAACCACCUCCGCCGUCAUUUAGAGAUCCACGGGUUGGUAAACCUCUGGAACACCGGUCGGUGGUCGGUUCUAGUCACCAAACCUGAGUAUGUCGCUCACGUCUUUCGCAAUGAACGGGUUAUCGCCAAAGGGGGGCUUUACCGCCAAAUGCCCUCUACGACUCCCUCCCACCUCUUUGGCGUGAACAUCAUUGAUUCAACUGGUGAGCUGUGGAAGCACUUCACAAGAAUCAUGAAGCCCGGAAUUCAGCAAAAACACAACCCAGCGGCCCUAUAUACCACUGCUAACAAGCUCCUCGCGCUUAUCGAUAAACUACAGCAACAAGCAAGUACAGGUCGCGGAAUUAUCAUCAAUGAUAUCAUGGAGCGGUGGUCAAUGGACGUUUAUGGUCAAUAUUUUCUAGACGCUGAUCUAUGCUGCCUAGAUGGCAAGGCUCGGGCGCAACAAGCAUUCCAGAACGUCGUACGAACCUUUCCACAUCGCUUAUUAUUGCAAUUCCCCUUGCUAGAAUAUAUCUCCAUGUUUCUGCUGCCCUCGCGCCGGCACGCGUGGAGCAUGGCUGAUGAGCUGGCUGAAGCUGUGCUUGAGGCGACCGCGGCCCAUCCAUUGCGGGAAAAGGGAUUAACAGAAAUUGAGAGCAGUCGAUCAGAAAAGCUGGUUUACCGUCUCCAGAGAGCAAGAGACUCUGGGCAGCUCACGGAUUUCCAUUAUCGGUCAAACAUGAAAUUGAUGUUCAUGGCUGGUCAUGAAAAUUCCAAGGCUUUGCUAGUUUCGAGUUUGCUUGAAAUUGCGCAACGCACAAACGUCCAGGAACGACUAUACCAAGAAAUCGUUGCGUCAGACGCAGAAGACAGCGAGCUCAAGGAUCUACCGUAUCUGACUGCGGUAAUCUAUGAAGCCUUACGAUUAUACCCCACCCUCAUCCAAUUUACCGACCGAGAAGCCCUUGAACCAGUCUGCCUAGGGGACGGAAUCACUAUUCCUCAAGGAACCUUGGUAGGCUGGAACGCAUACGGGAUUCACACCGAUCCCAAUAGCUGGGGCAAUGAUGCUCUGGAGUUCAAACCAGAGCGAUGGGGAAGUGACGUGCAGACAAUCAAUCGACUGGUGCGCACUUAUCAGAACCGAGGAAUGUUCAUUGGAUUUGGUGCGUGGUCACGAGCAUGUAUUGGAGCGGAUUUUGCAUUAUUGCAGAUGCGAGUUACAAUUAGUGAGAUUUUGCGACGUUUCUCGAUACAAAAGGAUCCAAGUUAUCAAUUAGUCCUCAAUGAUGUGGCGGCGCUUGAACCAGAAGAAUGCCAAUUGAUCUUUACACAUCGGCGGAAGGAAAAGUGUGAAUCUCAAAUAAUAGGUUUAAAGUGAUAUAUUGAGGAAGUAGUAAUAUACCACCAACCAUAUUUGUGUGUGGGAAGCCUUAUACUAACGAGAUAGAACGUUCUUUGAUCAAAAUUACCUAAUGUAUGUUAUAGUGUAUGAGCGCGUCUAAUUAAGCCAACCUCAACUGUCAUUGCCGACACAUUGGUAUAUAAACGUAAUAACCUUUUUUUUUCUUCAGGACAGUAUCUUCAAAAGGAUAGCAUACACUAAACUGUAGUUGCUAGCUUGUCUCUCCUGUUUGCUGAGCCGUUGAUAUAUCUAGGGAUGAUUGUCUUGUCACCAGCCUUCCUGAAUCUCG
This is a messenger RNA of Trichoderma asperellum CBS 433.97, 1914 nucleotides long. RefSeq lists its product as uncharacterized. Gene Ontology annotation, molecular function: oxidoreductase activity, acting on paired donors, with incorporation or reduction of molecular oxygen; monooxygenase activity; iron ion binding. The record is from RefSeq and is a predicted model, not a curated record. NCBI's taxonomy places the organism in Eukaryota, Fungi, Ascomycota, Sordariomycetes, Hypocreales, Hypocreaceae.